AUGGAUACAAUAGUAGUGGAGGAAGAAGAAAAUAAUAAUAGAAUACCCAUAGCUCGUCCAUCACCUACAGGUUUAACAGAUCGACCAGUUCCGUUAGAUUUUACAGAUUAUGAAGACAUUUUUGAAGAAUGGUUACCAGAACCAAUGCCAGGACAAAAACGAAAACUAGGACACCGACGAGAUGAUCCGCCUACACCACCACCAUUACCAAGACAACCUCCACCUAUAAUACCAAGAAAAACAUUACCACCAAGAGACAAUAAUAUUCCAUUAGUCGGAGGAUCACUUCAAUCAUCACCAAUCUCAGCUAAGAACAAUAAUAAGAAUCAGAAUAAAAAACAACAACAACAACAAUAUUCUUUUAACACAUUACUUCCAUUAGAAAAACAUAUUGAAAUAGAACAAAUAGAAAUGCAAUCACCAAUUCAAAAAACAAUUAAAGAACCAUCAAUUAUAAUAUCACCCUUACAAAAUUCAUCGCCUCUACAAAAUUCAACACCGGUACCACUAGUAAGAUCACCUUCAGUUGUACCAAAGAACAAUAUCAACCUACAUAGUUCAUAUAAUUUUGAGAUCAUACCUAUUGAAUGCAAAUAUUACUUCAAAAAUAUAAGGCAAAGAUGUACAUUUGAAACUAUAAAAAUUCAUCAAGAAUUCCUUGAAAGAAAAGCAAAAAUAUUAGAAAAUGAUAGAGAAAAUAAGUUACAUACAUCAUUUCCAGAACAUCAAUGGUCACAAAUAGUUUCAUUCGUAAAAAGUAUUACUGAAAAAAUAUUAGAAAAUAAGAAGCAAAAUGAUCAAAAACGAUUAGAUAAUCUAUUAUUAGAUCAAAUGAGAGAAAAAGCUACAAGAGAGAUCAAUUAUAGAGCAACACAAGCACAACAACAACAUGUACGAAUUUUACAAGAUAAAUACAAAAGAACAUUAGAUCUUAAGCUCCAACUAGAUAAGUUAGAAAUAAGAUUCAUGCAAAACAUGCCACCACCAUCUCUAAAUAUAUUUGACAAAUUACAACUAUAUGCAAAAGAAUUAAGACCAGAAGAUAACUAUUUAAAUUCGCUCAGAGAACAAUGGAAGAAUAUACUUAGAAGAGCAAAAUUAGAUUUAACUACACUUAUGAGACAAGCGAAAGUUGCAGAAUUAGAAAAAGCUAGCAAAGAAUACGAAGAAUUAUUAAAAGAACUUCCAGAACACUAUCGAGAAUCAUACAAUACUCUAAGUCACGUAACACAAAUAAGACAAAAUCAAUUUGCAAAGAAAAAACUGAAUUUUUUAGAGAAAAGGGCGUGCAUAAUGAACGUAAACUAA
Rotaria sp. Silwood2 is the source of this 1308-nucleotide messenger RNA. The record is from the annotation of a GenBank genome assembly. Lineage: Eukaryota; Metazoa; Rotifera; Eurotatoria; Philodinida; Philodinidae.